CAUCCGGCUCCUGUCCUCUCAUUUAGUUCAGCGGUGAGAUAGAGGGAGGAGAGCUCUGAUAAGCCAGUCCUCGGUUGGGUCCUCUAACCGACAGCCAGCCAACAUGGACCGGUCCUACAUGGGCAGUGCCACCGCUUACAGUGUCUAUGGGAAGCCGCCUCAGUCCUACGUGGACCCGGCCUAUGACGAAAAAGCGGCCAAGUCGUACAUGGACUCAGUGUAUGAGGAGAAGAAGAAGGUAGAGAAGAAGGCCCGCUCCGAGGCUGUCUGCUGCGAGGUUGUGGCGCUGAUCUUCGGAUUUGUCGGCCUGAUCGGCGUCUCCGCUGUGACGGGCUUGCCCAUGUGGAAGGUGACAGCAUUUAUCCAGGAGAACAUCAUCGUCAUGGAGACGCGCUGGGAGGGUCUGUGGAUGAACUGCUACAGACAAGCCAACAUCAGGAUGCAGUGCAAGGUGUACGACUCUCUGCUGUUCCUCCCUGCAGACCUGCAGGCUGCCAGAGGCCUCAUGUGUUCCUCCGUAGCGGUGUCCGCCAUCGCUCUGAUCCUCUCUGCCGUGGGGAUGAGGUGUACUAAGGUGGUGGACCACCGGCCGCGCACCAAGCACAUUGUCCUGGUGACCGGGGGAUGCCUGUUCCUUGUAGGCUGUGUCACCACCAUCAUUCCAGUGUCCUGGACAGCCAACGUGAUCAUCCGGGACUUCUACAACCCCCUGCUGAUCGACGCCCAGCGCAGGGAGCUGGGGGAGGCACUCUACAUCGGAUGGGUGACCUCGGCUCUGCUGUUUGUGGCUGGGGUCAUACUGCUUAGUCGCCACGCGCCCCGGGUAGGAGACGAUGAGAGGGAGAGGAUGGUCUAUAACCCCAACGGGCCUGGGUAUGUCUACCAGCCUGGAGUGAACUACCAGCCCGGAGUGAACUACCAGCCUGGAGUGAACUACCAGCCAGGAUCAUCGUACACAUACCAGCCAUAUUCCUACCAACCUAACUACUCAGCUCCACCCGGAUCUGUGGUCUACGCUCCUAACCAGUACAUGUGAGAGAAACCCAGCCCAGAACAACAUGGACUUAAGACUUACUUUGACUGAUGCCUGCUUGGAACCAAUAAGUAAAAGUAGAAUAAACAGAACUCAUAUUGUUACAUAGAAUAGAAUUCAUUUUAGUUAUUUGGAUCCGAGCGUUGUUGAAAUGUCAGAGAGGGGACUAUGAAACAGAGACACUGAAAUGACCAGAUGUCUCUUGCUGGAAAUGGCCCAAUCGUUGAUUAUUUUGUUCAGAGUGAGAGAGAGAAAAAACCCAUUAAGCACACCUAUGUGAAAUUCAAUGUAUGUGUUGUGUCUUUGUGUUUAGGUGGGAGUUGUGUGUAUGUGUUUAACUGUAGGUGGGAGUUGUGUGUUUAAUUGUGUAAAUAUACUCGUCAGUUAUGUGUAAAUAUUGAGCAUGAUCCUACCAAUGGCUGUGGAAUGAUGUGGUUAAGCAAAAAGGGCUUCACCAGAUUGCACUAAUAUUGUCCAAAGAACUUACCAACCCCUGUUUCUGUUUACCUGCUAUUUUCAGAUUGUCUAAAAGUUGGUUGUUUUCAUGAAGUUUUCUGUUUUUUACAGCACUGGCCUAAAUUGAGGCCAAUUUGGUUCACAAUAAAAAAUCUAUAACUUUUUCCUUUAAAA
This is a messenger RNA of Coregonus clupeaformis (lake whitefish), 1663 nucleotides long. It is a transcript of the gene cldn8.2, whose product is annotated as claudin 8.2. Gene Ontology annotation, cellular component: bicellular tight junction; plasma membrane. NCBI's taxonomy places the organism in Eukaryota, Metazoa, Chordata, Actinopteri, Salmoniformes, Salmonidae. The transcript has a single exon. The record is from RefSeq and is a predicted model, not a curated record. The coding region runs from base 104 to 1036 and encodes 310 amino acids. Gene Ontology annotation, molecular function: structural molecule activity. Gene Ontology annotation, biological process: cell adhesion; bicellular tight junction assembly.